Molecule: messenger RNA, 2946 nt
Organism: Papaver somniferum (opium poppy)
Lineage: Eukaryota; Viridiplantae; Streptophyta; Magnoliopsida; Ranunculales; Papaveraceae
Exons: 3
Coding region: 1-2946 (981 amino acids)
Molecular function (GO): RNA-DNA hybrid ribonuclease activity; nucleic acid binding
Source: RefSeq, a predicted model, not a curated record
AUGAAUGAUGCUGAAACUCAUAGUCAUGCUAAAAAUUCUCAUCACUCUAACCGUAUUAGGGAUUAUGUACAACAAUUGGGCCUUAUUGAUUUGGGUUAUUCGGGUUCAGAUACCACUUGGUCUAAUCAUAGAACUGGUGAUGCUCAUGUUUCUGUCAGACUAGAUAGAGCCUUAGUUAAUAACCGUUGGAUAAACAGUUAUACUAAUGCCUUUCUUAGGCAUUUAGUACCUAUAGCCUCUGAUCAUAGUCCAAUCCUUUUACAUACUAGGCCUCAUUCUAAUAAGCAUUCACCAUUUAAGUUGUACAAGUGUUGGUUCAAUUUUUCUUCUUGCACCGAGACUAUUAAUCAGAGUUGGAAUCAUCAAUUUUUGGGCUCUCCUUCUUAUCAAUUUUCAAGUAAGCUGAAGUAUACUAGAUUUAAACUUCAACAAUGGAAAAGACAAUCUUUUGGUAAUAUUGAAGAAAAUCUGCAUUCGAUACAGUCUCAACUUCAAGUUUGUCAUGACACUAAUAUGCCUGCUACACAUCCUCAAGUCAUUCAACUUGGUAACUCCUUGCAACACUGGUUAUCAGUUCAAAAAGAAUACUUUAUGCAACAGGCUGGGGAUGAAUUUUUAGAAGCUGAUAGGAAUACUUCUUACUUUCAUUUUGUAGCCAAUUUUAACAAACGAAGAUCUAAUAUCAAUGCUAUUCAAGGUCCUCUGGGUUUAUGGUAUGACUCUAAGAAUGAAAUUGAACAAACUUUGCUCUCAUAUUUUGCUGUUAUCUCAACUACUUCAAUGCCUCUUCUUAAUCAGCAAAUUUUGCAGCUUUUCAGUCCUUGCAUCUCUAAUGAAGAAAAUGACAGUCUUAUCAGAUUACCAGAUGCUCAUGAAAUCAAAGAUGUUGUUUUCAAUAUAAGACCAUGGGCCUCACCAGGAAAUGAUGGAUUCCAAGCUGGAUUUUAUCAACAUUGUUGGGAUACUAUCAACAAUGAGAUGGGUUUUCAUUCAGAUUGGUUGUCUUUGAUAGAACAGUGUGUAUCAACUACUAAUAUCUCUUUGCUUAUUAAUGGAAGUCCAAGUAGUACCUUUUCUCUAACUCGUGGCAUACGACAAGGUGACCCUUUGUCGCCUUACUUAUUUCUGUUCAUUAUCGAAGCUUUUUCAAGACUUUUACAAAGAAAUGUGGAUGCUGGUUUGAUUCAAGGAUUAAAGAUUAACAAGCACUGUCCUUAUAUUAAUCAUCUAUUUUUUGCGGAUGAUUGCUUGCUUUUCUUUCAGGAUAACACAACUCAGAUGCAACAUCUCCAGCAGAUUAUCCCCAUAUUCAGUGAAGCUUCAGGCCAAGUUAUAAACAUGCAGAAAUCAACUAUCUUUUUUGGUAAGCAUACUUCUUCAGCUCAUAAAACUAGUAUUACUGGUAUCUUGAACAUGAAACAAAUGGGUUUAGGGGAAAAAUAUCUAGGAAUUCCCCUUCUUCUGCAUAGAUCUCGACAGCAAAAUUGUCGAGGAAUUCUAGAUAACAUGAAUAACAGACUUCAAGGUUGGCAUAACAAAAUUGUUAACCAGGCUGGCAGAACUACUCAAGUUAAUGUUGUUUUAAGUACUAUGGGAAUGUAUCAGAUGCAACUUUUCAAACUUCCAGAAAGUACCAUUCAACAGAUGUAUAAAAUUCAGAGACAUUACUGGUUCAACAAUUUCAGAAAAAAACAUUCUUGUCGUUGUAUUGCUUGGGAAAAGUUCUUUCCUCCACCAACUGAUACUAACUCUAGUUGGAUUUGGCAAAGUAUUUGUCUUGGGCUUCAAAUCAUUUUGAAAUAUGCAAAAUGGCAAGUUGGAAAUGGAUCUGUGAUUAAUAUCUGGACAUCAAACUGGAUACCUUCUAUGCUGACUGCACUACAAGAUUGGAAUGAGUUGAAUAUCAGUAACUAUCAAUGGGUGUCUCAAUUAGUUGAUGAUGCUUCAGCGCAAUGGAAUAUUUUACUUUUGCGACAACUCUUCACGGAGGCUCAGGUGAAUUCUAUCCUCACUAUUCCCAUCCAGUUAGAUCAGCAAGACAUCCUGAUUUGGCCUUAUACAACAUCUGGUAUUUUCACUACUGCUUCUGCUUAUAAGAUGUUAUGUGAAAAUGAUGGUAUUGACUAUGCUACCCCGAAUAUAUCUCCUCAAUCCUGGCUGAAAUUUUGGAAGCUUAAAAUGCCUUAUAAGUAUCAACUUUUUCUUUGGAAGGUCAUUCACAAUGUUUUACCAGUAAGGGCCAAGUUAUUUUGGCAUAUGGAUAAUUCUGAAAAGUCUUGUUCUUUAUGUCAUACUGGUCUUCAAGACUAUGUGGAUCACUUAUUACUUCACUGCCCAUUUGCUCAAGCGAUCUGGAGAAAUUUUUUCCCUCAUCAUUAUCCUUCUAUAAUGCAACAUACUACGGUUGUAUCUUGGGUUCAGAAUUGGAAACAUCAAAAUGCUUCUAUCAACAUCAACACUUCUAUUAUCACUAUUCACAUGAUAGAUUGCAUAAUGCACUUCAUAUGGAAACAUAGAUGCAGAGUCAUUUUUGAUGGCGUUAGUCCUAACGCUAACUCUGUCUGUUGUCAGGUUAACAUCUAUAUGAGUCAGCAUCAUUUAAAUAUUGCAACUGACAAUGUUAGUCAUCCUGGUAGAGUUAGAUCUUUAGAACAUAGGGUUUGGAAUCCUCCUCCUUUGAAUGUUCUGAAAAUUAAUAUUGAUGCUUCUUACAACUCUCAGGAUUUGUUAGCUGGAAUUGGUAUAAUAGUUAGAAAUCAUGCAGGAAAAUAUGUCAUGGGAAAAGCAACAGUAAAAAGAGCAAUUGAUGUUCAUCAGGCAGAAGCAUGGGCUCUUUUAGAAGCAAUGGAAAUAGUAAAUUCUAAUGGCUGGUAUGAGGUUGUUUUUGAAACAUACAAUGUGAAUAUUAGUUCUUAUAUGCAGAGUCAAUCUUCUCUUCCUCCUUGA